AUGAACACAUUGGACAGUAAAGAGUCCGGCGAGGAGUCGUCUGCGACCCCGUCAACUUCACAUAAUAAAGGCUUCUAUUAUUCGCACGACAGCGGUCCGGAGGCGACCGAAAUCGCGCCCGUCAAACAUUCAGCGGCGCCAAAAAUUGUCCAAAGGGAAAGUGAUGCAAAUAUCUCAACAGUUGCCGAGAGCAAAGGAUGGGAUAUUUUUCGAUUACUUCCACCAAAGCCGGACAAAAUUGGACACGGGUUUUGGCACGAUGCCAGUCUUCAAGUUCUCAAACUCGCCACUUUUAUUGUAUUAUUCGCGCUCACACUCGGAUCAGCGGUUAUCGCGAAAAUCACAUUCAUCCUAAUGGCUUCUGCAAUCGGAUCAGGCGGACAGACCGUCGAAAUUUGCAAUUUGGUCAUCACCGAGGCGACUCGAAAUACUGUGAAGCUGAAAAAUGCGCACAUUGUGAAAUGGGUGUGGGCAUUGCUGAUAUCGCUAUGCGCUCCAGAAGCCCUCUGUUUUGUCAGAUCGAUGCAUCGAACGAUGUUCCGAAAUGUCAAAAGACCGACGUUCAUUCAAUUCAGUGUGGUUUUGGUUAUUGAAUCUCUUCAUGCUGUUGGCGUCGGAAUUCUUGUGUUUCGGAUUCUGCCCGAUCUCGAAGCUGUCACAGCGGCACAGCUCACAAAUGCAAUGUGCUUUGUGCCAGCAAUCUUGUCAUUGAUCAGCCGGCGACCGAGCAAGGUUUCUCUAGUUCUGGUCAUCAUCGACAUCGCGGCGAUCGCAGCGCAGAGUAGCGGCUUCUGGGCAUUCCCUAUGUUCAUGCCUACCCUUCAAAAACACUCUGUUGCGAUUCCAGUCUCGCUAACGCUGAUCUCACUGAUUUGGUGGCAAAAUUUCGUCCAUCAGGAUUCUGUGUUUCCUCCUGUUCGCAAACUCGCCAAAUUCGGGCAGCGUCUUUCCGAGAAACGAUCGAAGACGUAUGCGUUCGUUUCGCUGUGGAAAAUCAGCAUCUACAUUGUGUUGUGUUUUUUGUUUGUCUCGAGCCGCAUGAAAAUCGACGAUCUCCUUCAACGAAAUCCGUUUGGCGAAAAGUUGCUGCCAGUCGUCGGACAUGAUAUGAAUCAGACGCAAAUUGAGAAUUUCCAGACGAGAAUCAAUAAAAUGAUUGAAGAAGCGAAUCGCGAAGCCGGAUAUCAUGCUCCGCCUCCAAAACCAAAACCAAAAAAGCAGCCAACUGCCGAUGAAGCUGAAGAAGUGAACACCGACGAUUUUCGAAGAUUCAAACGGUUUCUUGGUACGAGUAGGGAGGAAGUUGAAGAGGAAGAGGAGGAAUUUUCAAGUUAUAAUAUAUAUUCGAAUUAUGUUGAGCGGAAUCAAUUGACAAUGCCUUAUGAUGCCCUGUGGGCAGUUUUUAUUCAAAUCGGAGCCGUUUUCAUUUGCUAUCACAGCAGCAAAUUCGCGUGCAAGGUCAUGAUGCAACGGAUGGGAUUUGCUCUGCCGAUGGCGCUCUCGGUCCCUGUUACCGUGUUCUUCCUUUCGUUCGCAUGUGCUCAACGAGCGAAAGACGCCUGCUAUCUAACCGAGAUUAUCACAUUCGAGCUUUUUUGGCAAUGCUCCGGCGCCUACACCUCUUUCGGCGACUUCGUUUUGAGCCCACAAACUUGGAUUUGGCUCUGUUGGCUUGCUUCUCAAUUCUGGAUCACCAUUCAUCUUUGGGCGCCGAAACACGAGCGGCUUGCGAAAAGCGAGAAGCUAUUCAUUCUGCCGUACUACACUAGCGCAUUUGUGGACCAAUCAUUGGCAUUCAAUCGGCGACGCGAUGACAAAGCAAAAAUCAAAGCCGAAGAUCUUGAGUUCGAUCUUGAGGAUUCGUCGUUGACGUAUGAAACAAUCCCCGGACUUCAGCAAAAAGCGCCACCGUCGGUUUGCUCGGCUAGUAUGGAGAAUGGAUUAAUAAGGGAUACGGCUUCCUCGGCUGACGCGAUCACCAAAAUCUACGCGUGUGCGACGAUGUGGCACGAGACUGGAAACGAGAUGACUUGCAUGCUGAAAAGUUUGUUCAGAAUGGAUGAAGAUCAAUGCGCAAGAAGGAAUGCCCAAAAGUAUUUGAAAGUCAUCGAUCCGGACUAUUACGAGUUCGAAGCUCACAUCUUCUUCGAUGACGCCUUCGAGAUCAAUGAAUACGGCGAGCCGGAAAUCAACAAAUUCGCUCGUCAGAUCGUCAAUGUGAUUGAUCAAGCGGCGAGUGCGGUCCAUCAAACGCAGAUCAGGCUGAAGGCACCGAAAAAGGCGAAAACGCCGUAUGGUGGCCGUCUGACAUACAUAAUGCCAGGAAAGAACAAGUUGUUCAUCCAUUUGAAGGAUAUGCACAAGAUUCGGCACAGAAAACGAUGGAGUCAAGUGAUGUACCUCUAUUAUCUUUUGGGGUACAGACUAAUGAUGAAGGUUGAUGAUGCUGCGAGAAAGGAAUUGAUAUCAGAAAACACGUUCAUCUUGACCCUUGACGGAGAUGUCGACUUUACGCCACAAUCCGUCUACCUUCUUGUGGAUCUUAUGAAGAAGAACAGAAGACUUGGAGCCGCUUGCGGUCGCAUCCAUCCAAGAGGAGAUGGAGCAAUGGUGUGGUAUCAGAAGUUCGAGUACGCGGUUGGGCAUUGGCUUCAAAAGGCGACUGAGCAUAUGAUUGGAUGUGUUAUGUGCUCACCGGGAUGUUUCUCGUUGUUUCGAGCGUAUGCAUUGAUGGAUGAUAACGUUACGAGAAGAUAUGCGAUGAAAUCCGAAGAACCAAAACACUUCGUUCAAUACGAUCAGGGCGAAGAUCGUUGGUUGUGCACACUUCUUCUUCAACGCGGCUACCGUGUCGAGUAUUGCGCGGCUUCAGACGCUCAAACAUUCGCUCCAGAAGGAUUCAACGAGUUCUUCAAUCAACGUCGUCGUUGGAUCCCAUCAACCAUCUUCAAUAUCAUGGAUCUUCUAAAGGACUACAAGAACGUUGUCAAUGUGAAUGAAUCGAUCUCGAUUUGGUACAUCAUCUACCAACUCGUCAUGCUUAUCUCAUCAGUCCUCGGACCUGGAACCAUCUUUGUGAUGAUUGUCGGAGCUAUCAGCAUCUCAUUCACUAUUGAUACAAUGAUCUCGUUGAUUAUCGUCUCCGUGCCAGUCAUCAUAUUCAUCGUUGUAUGUUUGACGGCGACUCAGGAGAAGCAGUUGAUUGUGGCGCAGACGAUCGGCGCCGUGUUCGCGAUGCUCAUGACGGCAGUCAUCGUCGGAACAUCGCUCCAAUUGCAAAAAGACGGUAUCUUCUCGCCCCAUUCGAUGUUCUUGGUCGCCGUCGUCACCAGUUUCCUCACUGCCGCCAUUCUUCAUCCAUUGGAGUUCACGUGCAUCAUCCCGGGAACAAUUUACUUCUUGGCUAUCCCAUGCAUGUAUAUGCUUCUUCCGAUCUACAGCGUGUGCAAUAUGCAAACUGUCGCUUGGGGAACUCGCGAAGAUCCGAGGGCCAGCGAGAAGAACGACUUGCAGUCGAAACCGAACAACUCGAGACUCGACGCUAUUGAGGCAUCGAAGACUGACAAUUUCUGCCAACGAUUCGUGUGUUGUGCUCGCGACAAGGUUGAUCCGAUGACUAUCGUUAUCAAUGAGAAAUUGAAUGAGCUCGGCAAAAAGAUUGACAGACUUGAAAGGAAACAACAUCCGACUCUUGGCCGACGAGCUUCGAUUCUUUCCAGCACCGGAGGAACUAUUCAAGUCGACAAGUGCUCAGAAGCUGAUGAGGACGAGCAAGCCGAACUGGAAGACGCUCUUGAGAUGUCGAAUCAAUCGCACGCAGCGAAGAAGAACCAGAAAUGGAAGCAGGCGCAAAGCGAAGCCUGGCUCGCUGACAAGACACUUAAACGAGCCGAGCGCGAAUUUAUCGAUCCUGAAGAGGAAUCAUUCUGGACGGAUGUCAUUGAUCGAUACUUGUCGCCGUUGACGAUGGAUAGUAAAGAGAUGGACCGAUUGAGAGCUGGACUAUUAGCAUUGAGGAACUCCUACACGGUCUACUUUUUGAUGAUCAACGUGGUCUUCAUAAUUAGUGUGCUUGUGCUUCAAAUUCACAAAGACUGCUUGAACAUUGAAUGGCCGUUCGGUCCGAAAUUCAAUCACACCGUCAAGACUUGCUACGGGAAUCACGACAAUCAGAACGAAGAUGUUUGGGUUAUGACGCGAUUGCAGCUUGAACCUAUCGGACUCGUUUUCUUGGUGUUCUUCGUCAGCAUUCUGGUCAUUCAAUUCCUUGCAAUGAUUUGCCAUCGUUUCGGCACACUUGCCCAUAUAAUUGCGUCAACUGAGUUGUUCUGCUUCCGGAAGACGAUGGAUCGUCUAAGCGAAGAUGAGCUCGUAGCACAGAAUGCGGUGGAAAUCGCCAAGGAGUUGCAACAGAUUCGCGGAAUUGACGAGCAUACGCAUCAGGCAGACAUGACGAUAGAGGAUCGCGGAAUCUCGCGACGUCGUGUGGUUCAGAAUCUCGAGUCAUCACGACGAUCGAUGAUGAAACAGAAGACGGAAACACUCGAUGCGGCAUUCCGAAAACGAUUCAUGGCGUUGUCGAGCGAACAAGCGCCCGAUGCCGGAUUCUCAGCUCGAGACAAUUCGAAACGAUUGACGCUUCGCAAAGGAACGAUACGCGCAUUAGAGCAUAGGAGAGAUUCCCUGUUUGGAACAAUUGAUAAUCGAAAAGAUGACGAUAUGGGAGCGAAUGGAGCAUCAAUGCGUGGUCCAGCUCAAAGAAGGUUGGAGAGGCUGUUCAAUGAGCAGCAUGAUAGUCCAAUCGAGAAGAAAAGAUCAAGUGGCGUGAACGGUUGGGAUCCAUCCGGCGACGUCGAAUUGCGACGUUUCUAA
Molecule: messenger RNA, 4872 nt
Organism: Caenorhabditis bovis
Lineage: Eukaryota; Metazoa; Nematoda; Chromadorea; Rhabditida; Rhabditidae
Source: the annotation of a GenBank genome assembly